Messenger RNA from Lachnellula hyalina, 1578 nucleotides. Its product is annotated as Maltose permease. Gene Ontology annotation, biological process: transmembrane transport; carbohydrate transport. Bases 1 to 1578 code for a protein of 525 amino acids. Gene Ontology annotation, cellular component: membrane. The transcript is spliced from 5 exons. Gene Ontology annotation, molecular function: carbohydrate:proton symporter activity. The record is from RefSeq and is a predicted model, not a curated record. Lineage: Eukaryota; Fungi; Ascomycota; Leotiomycetes; Helotiales; Lachnaceae.
AUGGAAUCGAUCGAGAAAGGUGUGGAUUUGGAAGGAGUUAGAGAGACUCCUUGUAUGAAUAGUAUUGGCAGGAUGCAAGAGAUUGGGGAGGAAUCCCGUCGAGCCACCGAGUUGGAACAUCGCAUGUCCUUUAAACAAGGCCUGAAGCUAUACCCGAAAGCCCUUGGAUGGUCGUCAUUCUUUUCUCUUGGUAUCAUAAUGGCAUCUUUCGACCCUCAACUGCUCGGGAGCUUAUACGCAACACCAGCAUUCCAAAAAGAUUUUGGCAUACUAUUCAAUGGAGGGUAUAUAAUUACUGCAUCCUGGCAGACUGCUUUGGGGAUGGGGAAUCCUCUGGGCCAAAUCGUUGGGGCUCUUCUUGCAGGAUAUCCCAUGGAAUGGUAUGGCCGUAAAAAGACAUUCGGGGUUAGUGUAAUCGGAACAUCAGCAUUCAUUUUCAAUCAAUUCUUUGCCAGGAGCCUCCCAGUACUUCUCGUUGGAGAACUUAUCGGAGGUCUCAUCCUCGGCAUGUAUGUUACUAUCGCCCCAACCUACGCAUCUGAAGUAGUUCCAAUUGCACUUCGCGGUCACCUUACAGCAUUUAUCAACCUCUGCUUCGUGAUUGGCCAAUUACUCGCAAAUGGGGUGAUUGCUGAAACUUCUCAAAUAAAUAAUCACUGGGCCUAUAGUGCUCCAUUCGCACUCCAAUGGCUCUGGCCUGCCAUUAUCCUUUUAGGACUUCCAUUCGCUCCUGAAUCACCAUGGUGGCUGGUCAGGAAACAAAGAUACGAGGACGCCGAAAGGUCCCUCAAUCGUUUAUCUUCAUCGUCUGUUAAUAACAAGUUGACACUAGCAAUAAUGAUAGAAACAGAUAGGCUGGAAUAUGAAAUGGAGACUGGAACUACCUAUUGCGAUUGUUUCAAGAAGGUUAAUUUGCGUCGAACCGAAAUCUCAAUAGGCGUUUUUGUCAUCCAGGCGCUCAGUGGUAUUUAUCUUAUUAAUUAUGCUACCUUAUUUUUCCAACUUGCUGGUUUAAAUACUAGACAGUCAUUUGAUAUGAGUGUCGGUCUAUUGGCGGUAGGCUUCGUUGGAACUUGUAUAGCCUGGUGCCUUCUUUCCCUGUGGGGUCGCCGCCGCAUCUAUAACAUUGGACUCGCUUUGAUGACAGUGGUUAUGUUUGCUAUUGGCUUCCUGGAUCUUGCACCAGACUAUUUAAACAAGAAGGGCGACAUUUGGGCUGAAUGUAUUCUUAUGAUGAUUUGGAAUUUGUUGUUUAACAUUUCUGUCGGCCCUAUCUGCUACACCUUUAUUUCUGAGGUAUCCGCUACUAAACUCCGUACCAAGACGAUCGCUAUCGCGACCGCAACUCAGGCACUCUUUGCAAUUGGUAUGACAGUCGGCAUUCCAUACAUGAUAAAUCCAGACCAGGGAAAUUGGAGAGGAAAGAUGGGAUUUUUCUUCGGCGGAUUAUCUGUUAUCAGUCUUAUAUGGUGCUGGUAUAGAAUCCCAGAGACAGGAGGGCGCACGUACGAGGAGUUGAAUCUGAUGUUUGAAAGGAAGGUUAAGACUAGGGCAUUCAAGAACUAUAAAGUAGUGUAG